Messenger RNA from Emiliania huxleyi CCMP1516, 321 nucleotides. RefSeq lists its product as hypothetical. NCBI's taxonomy places the organism in Eukaryota, Haptophyta, Isochrysidales, Noelaerhabdaceae. The coding region runs from base 1 to 321 and encodes 106 amino acids. The record is from RefSeq and is a predicted model, not a curated record. The transcript is spliced from 3 exons.
AUGCGGCGCCGGGCAGUGCCCCCGGCUGUCUGCGCGCCCUGGCCGAGCGGCCAGCGUGGGAGCACUAAGCACCGCCGCGAUUGCGCAUCGCUCGCGCUCGCCAUUUUGCGUAAGUAUGCGAGGUCCGAUCUUCACUGGGACACAGCCACCACCCUCGCCUUAAGACUAUGGCAGCCGCUGCGCUGGUCGCUCGCGUGGGAGACAGGAAUGAUGUCUCUGAUCCUGAUGUCUCUCGGGGCGCUCUCGCGGGGUCUCGCUCUCGGCAGUAACGGCACUCGGGAACUGCUGCUCUCGCUCGCCCUUUUUGAGCUUUGUCUCUAA